Messenger RNA from Sodiomyces alkalinus F11, 1959 nucleotides. Its product is annotated as thiol-specific monooxygenase. Lineage: Eukaryota; Fungi; Ascomycota; Sordariomycetes; Glomerellales; Plectosphaerellaceae. Bases 294 to 1862 code for a protein of 522 amino acids. The record is from RefSeq and is a predicted model, not a curated record. Gene Ontology annotation, molecular function: N,N-dimethylaniline monooxygenase activity; NADP binding; flavin adenine dinucleotide binding. The transcript has 3 exons.
CUACAAAUGCCGAGAGUAACGUACGAAGUAAAUAUGGACCUAUAUGGAAUUGUACCUAAAUAACUUCCUUUCUCCUCCCAGUCCCUCACUCUCUAGUCCGAGUAUUUUAUCUUGCCGCAUCUCUCGUUUCUCCUUCCCUUGUCAACUUCCCUCCAACCUCCGCUCCCAGCUCCCUCCUCGUCUCGACUCUUGACCUCCGUCCCUAUCUCCGUCCUUACCUCCCUCUCCCUCCCCAUUAGCACAUUCUCCUGCCUCCCCCACAAGCCAGCCUUCCCUUCUACCAAGAGCGCGACAUGGUAGGCGUCAAGAGAGUCGCCGUCAUUGGUGCCGGUCCCGCGGGGGCUAUUGCUGUAGAUGCUUUGGCCCAGGAACAGGCGUUUGAUCUCAUCCGUGUAUUUGAGAGGCGAGAGGCCGCCGGGGGUUGCUGGAUUGGUGAUGAGAGCCCUCCGCCCCUUCUCUCCGACUUACCCCGCCUCGCGGAUCGCUCCGCCGACCCUCCGGUCCCGGUCCCGGACCGGCUCCCGGCCCAGACCCCGAAACUGGCCCAACAACGCUUUACCGACUCAUCCGUCUACCCAUAUCUCGAGACCAAUGUCGAAGCCCUUGCCAUGUCCUUCUCGCAGGAACCCAUACCGGAUGACCGCACGGCGAACUCGGUGGCCCUGCACGGCCCAGACACUCCUUUCCGCCACUGGACCGUUCUUCGCAACUACGUCCAGGGCCUCCUAAACCGCCGCGGCUAUUGUGAUCUCGUCUCAUACAAUACGACCGUCGAGAGAGUCGAGAAGGUAGGCCAUGAGUGGAAGGUGACCCUGCGCAAGGACGGUACCGAAACGGACUACUGGUGGGUCGAAUGGUUCGAUGCAGUCGUCGUCGCCAGUGGUCACUACUCUGUCCCCUAUAUCCCGGCCAUUGACGGUCUGGAGCAAUUCGAAAAGCGCCGUCCGGGGAGCGUCAUUCACAGCAAAAACUUCCGGGGACGGGAUUAUUAUGCCGGCAAGCGCGUCGUCGUGGUCGGGGCUUCCGUAUCCGCCGCCGACAUCGCCUUCGAUCUAACCAGUGUUGCUCAAUCCCCCGUCCAUGCGGUUAUGGAGGGUCAUAAGAUCAACGUCUACUUUGGUGACGAAGCCUUCAAUCAUCCACGUAUUUCUCGCCAUCCCAGCAUCACCCGCGUUCAAAAUCGCACUGUAUACUUCGCGGACGGCACUUCCGUUCCUGACGUUGACGCCAUCGUCUUUGGAACCGGUUAUUCCUGGUCCUUGCCCUUCCUACCCGAUGUCGAGGUUCGCAACAACCGCGUCCCCGGCCUGUAUCAACAUGUGGUCUACCAGGAGGACCCGACGCUUCUCUUCGUCGGCGCCGUCGGCGCGGGCUUGACUUUCAAGAUCUUUGAAUGGCAAGCGGUGCUCGCCGCACGCCUCCUAGCCGGGCGCGCUACCCUGCCCCCGCUCGCUGAGCGACGCCGCUGGGAGGAAGACUGGAUCGCUGUCCGCGGCGACGGGGCCGGCUUUACUCUCGUAUUUCCUGAUUUUGAGGACUAUUUCGAGACCUUACGGAAACUGGCCGGCCCCCCCGCGGGCAAGGGCAUUGGACGUCCGUUGCCCCCCUUCCGUCGAGAAUGGUUCAAGGCCUUUAUGGACGGGCAUGAGAGGCGGAAAGCCAUGUGGCGACGCCUCAACGCCAAGGCCUGGGAGGAGGAGCCUGCUCCGGUGGAAGUGAAUGGAGUGGCCAACGAGGCCGUGAAUAGGAACGGGCUUGAAAGGGAGAAGCUGGACGACGAGCCUCUGGGCUACGACUGGGAGACGACCAAGAAACUCACUAUCCUACUGCAGGCUCUUCAAAGCCUCAGCACCCACAAGUAGAGCCAUUGCUGCUUCAGGCUUGUGGGAACGAUAUGAUGCGUGAAAUUUUAGCAAGAUCUAACAAAAUACCCUUGGAUGUGCCUUUGUAGAUACCAGU